Molecule: messenger RNA, 6674 nt
Organism: Ahaetulla prasina
Lineage: Eukaryota; Metazoa; Chordata; Lepidosauria; Squamata; Colubridae
Product: SAM and SH3 domain-containing protein 1-like
Exons: 20
Coding region: 804-5303 (1499 amino acids)
Molecular function (GO): protein binding
Source: RefSeq, a predicted model, not a curated record
AGCCGGGAAACUUGAUUUCCCGGCCUUUCCCGGCUAUACGGCGAAGGAUUUCUCCGCACCCCUCAAGACACGGGGAGAGGCGAGGGACGCGGCUUGGAAAAUAAAGGUCGGGGGGAAUGACAUGGUGGCUGGUCGGAUGAGGUGUGGAGUUCUUCGCUUUUCGCACAGACCGGCGAGCGAGCGCAGGCAACUAGGAAGCUGUUGCAGAAGCGGGCGGCCGAGCGAGCGUCUGCUCCCGCCCCACGUGAAUACGAGGCUGGAUUAAAAUGUAGGCGCGCAAGCAUACGGAGCACACAGCGCACUCCGCGCUGCGUUGAGGGGGCAACCGCGGGCGAGGAGGGCUGGAAAAGAAACGCCUUGCAAGCCGUGGAGAAGACUCCAGAGACAGCACCAAGGGAGCCGUGAACGGUUGCCGAGACAGGCGGUCGCCGGUUUACAGUUGGCCAUGGGACCGGGAGGGAAGCUCGGGCUGGGUUGGGGGGGAAAUGGACGGAGGCCGUAGCCCCCUUCUGAGAGCGGGGGACGCCCAUGACUGAGGAAGCAGAGGGACUCGCCGCAAGGUGUGCUUAGCGCCACCCGAGACUCGAGGCUCCCAUCGCGCCGGGACUGAACCGUCUUCAUUCUCGUGCAGAGGAGGCUUCUUUUCGCCGAACGCGAGUUUCGGCGUUUCUCUCAGCCGAUGCCGAUAUCACGUCCGGAUUUGGCUGCCGGGCUUUGCCUUUUCCGCCGGCGGGGCUGCGGGGUUUUUGCAAAAGUUGCCUUUCGCACCUCCUCCUCCUCCACCACCGGGGCUGCUUUCCACCAUGUGCGCCAACGUCGUUUACGAAUGGUUGAAGACCCUGAAACUCACCCAGUAUGCCGAGUCUUUCGUGGAUAAUGGCUAUGACGACCUGGAGGUGUGCAAGCAAAUCGGGGAGCCGGACCUGGAUGCCAUCGGGGUGUCGCUGCCCCAGCACAGGCGGCGCCUCCACGAAGCGGUGCGGAGGCUGAAAGAGGAAGACGAGACCACCGCCGGCCUCUACUUCACCUUGGAGCCGCAGCCCCUUCGGCGGGGCUCGCCGGGACCCGACAUCUACACCAGCCGCCUGGUGGAGCCGCGCGAAGCCAAGAUGUGGAAGGACCCACCUCAUCAGACGCCCCCGACGGGUUACUCUCGGGGGGCGCCGCGGAAAAUGGAACUCAACUCCAAGGAGUUGAUCACUUACCCCAAGCUCAGACUGAAAAUCAUGAUUAGGGAUAAACUCAUCCGGGAUGGGAUCACUCUCAGCAAGCCCCCUUAUUCCAGCAAGGAUGGCUCACUGGGCAACAUUGAUGAUCUGGCUCAACAAUAUGCAGAUUACUAUAAUACCUGUUUUACCGAUGUAUGUGAAAGGAUGGAAGAACUGCGUAAACGAAGGGUAUCUCAAGACCUUGAUAUGGAGAAAUCUGAUGCCAGCUCCACAUCCCUACAGCUGCAAUCCCAGAUUGAAGAAUCCCUUGGCUUCAGCAGUGUAGCAUCCACACCAGAAAUAGAAAGAAAAUUCUCUCUUCAUAAAUCAAGUUCUGAAGAAAGUGCAGUUGGUAAAGUAGAUUGGAAAAAGAAGAAUAAAUACUUCUGGCAAAACUUCCGAAAGAAUCAGAAGGGACUAAUGAGGCAGUCUUCAAAAGGGGAAGAUGUUGGUUAUGUGGCAAGUGAAAUCACAAUGAGUGACGAGGAGCGGAUCCAGUUAAUGAUGAUGGUCAAGGAGAAGAUGAUUACGAUUGAGGAAGCUCUUGCAAGGCUUAAAGAAUAUGAAGCUCAACAUCGGCAAUCAGGAAACAUGGAUGCAUCUGAAUGGUCUGAUAGUCCUUAUCCGACAUUUGAUGUUUCUUCCAAUUGCAAUUCAAGAGAGCAAUCAGAUGAUGAAUCAGAAGAAUCAGUGAAGUUUAAGAGACUGCAUAAAUUGGUCAACUCAACUCGCAGAGUGAGAAAGAAAUUAAUCCGAGUGGAAGAAAUUAAAAAGCCCAGCACUGAAGGUGUGGAUGAUCACUCCUUUGACACUCCCGCAGGACCAGAUGGUAGACCAGCACUUUACUCUGGAAUUCACAAGAAACAAUUCGUUUUGGAUCAUUCCUCUGAAAAACAGCCAGAUAAUGAAAAUGAUUCACUGACCUUAUCUCCGUCAUCCAGUAGCCUGGACACUUGGGGUACAAACAGGAAGUUGCUUAAGACCUUCAGUAAAUCUGAUAGUCGUGGCCUUAUAAAACCCCCCAAAAAACUUGGGACAUUCUUUUCUUAUCCAGAAGAGGAUAAAAUACCUAAAGUUUGCCGUUCUUUAACCGAUGGAGAAAUGAAGAACCUUGGCUCUCUCAGUCAUGGGGUAAGUAAAGAAAGCAUUUGCUUUUAUGACAGCAGGUGCAAGCAUCAUGUCCUGGUAUCUUUGGAGGAAAUCCAGAGUGUCAGGAAGCAGAUCCGGUUAAAAAAGGCAGAUCCUAAUUAUUCAUGUUCUAGAGCUUUUCUCUGUCAGCGUCCUGCUAGGAAAGGUGUAUCGCCUUCCAUCUGCGAUCUGCAGCUGCUUCAUCACAAACCCAAGAGGCUAGGAAGAGGUGGAAGCUGUGGCUUCUCAAACAGAAGGCUUCGAGGGUGCAAUUCAGUCAGCGAGUUCAAUAUCACCUAUGUGGUGGAAAGAAGCCUGUACAGUCACCUCAACCUAUCGCAUCUGGUGCGGCCCGUGACUGACAGAACCUUGAGCAAAAGUGAAGAACAGGAGUUGAGGCGGUGCCUACUGGAGGAAGAGGCGGCGGCAAAGAGGAAGUGGGCUUCCACAGUCGAUCGCUGUACAAAAAGGGUUCUUUUGAGAAUCCACCAAAAGUCUAGAACCUGCAGCUUUGGUGGUUUUGAUUUGGCAAAUCGCUCACUGCACAUUGGAAACAGUUCAGAUCAAAUUGGAAAAGAUGGUGAUUUUGUCUACAAAGAAGUGAUCAAAUCCCCUUCGACUUCGCGCAUCUCCCUGGGUAAGAAGGUGAAAUCUGUAAAAGAAACCAUGAAGAAAAGAAUGUCUAAAAAAUACAGCAGCAGCAACUUGUCAGAGCAGGAACCCAGUCUGGAUGUAAGGCCAGAGUCACUUCAGGCACCACAACCAGAUACUGAUACUUUGGAUAAACCAAAGUUGAAAGCUGGUGGUUCAGUAGAAAGUUUGCGCAGUUCCCUCAGUGGCCAAAGCUCCAUGAGUGGGCAGACGGUAAGCACAACUGACUCUUCCACCAGCAAUAGAGAGAGUGUCAAGUCUGAGGAUGGUGAUGAUGAGGAGCUUGCGUACCGAGGGCCUUUCUGUGGUCGUGCCAGGGUUCACACUGACUUUACCCCCAGCCCUUAUGAUACGGAUUCUCUUAAACUCAAGAAGGGUGAUAUUAUUGAUAUAAUUAGCAAGCCUCCCAUGGGUACCUGGAUGGGUCUUCUGAACAAUAAAGUUGGUACUUUCAAAUUCAUCUAUGUGGAUGUGUUAAAUGAAGAGGAAGAAAAGCCUAAAAAGCCCACAAGGAGGCGCCGAAAAGGAAGAUUACAGCAACCCAAAUCUGUUGAGGAUCUUCUUGAUCGCAUCAAUUUAAAGGAAUACAUGCCAACCUUUCUGUUCAAUGGCUAUGAAGACUUAGAUACCUUCAAGCUCUUGGAGGAAGAAGAUUUGGAUGAGCUCAACAUUCGAGAUCCAGAGCACAGAGCUGUUCUCUUGACAGCAGUGGAGCUCCUGCAAGAAUAUGACAGUAAUAGUGAUCAGUCGGGCUCUCAAGAGAAACUCCUUGUAGAUGGCCAAGACCUCAGUGGAUGUUCUCCCCGAGAUUCAGGAUGCUACGAAAGCAGUGAAAACCUGGAGAAUGCUAAAAUACGGCAGCCUUGUCUCCUGCCGUCAAAAUUAGCCAGUGAAUAUCAUUUUAAGGAUUUCCACCGAAACCCACUGGCGAAUUUUCCAAAUCUACCCUUAAUUAAAUCAACGGAAGCUUAUCAGCAAGAAAAGAAAACCCAGUUCAGCUGCGUGCACCCAAUCUCCAAAAACCGUCUCAAGCUGCCAGCAGCUAUGGAUCUCAAAAAGAAAGGUAGAAGUUUGCCAGUUGGUGUCUGCCGAAGCUGGGAAGUUUUAGAAAGAGCCCCAAAUAUGCCAACAUGGCCAAGAUCCCAUUCUCUUGGAGACCUUCAUGGAAAUAUUGGCACUGGUAGUAUAAAAUCAGUGGAUACUUCACCUCUGGAUUCGUCAAAAAGAUCAACUGAGUCUGAAGGUGGUGGACAGAUGAUAAAACUGUUGUUGGCUAAUCAAAGAAAAGAGGUUGUUGACGCCCUUAAGGGGAAGAGAAAGGAAUUCCACUUGUCAGCAACCAUGCCUUCUACAAAAAUGUUCCCUCAGCGUUUGCCCGAGAACUGUGAUGCUCGGACAUCUUCCCUGUCAUAUGGUAUGACCUGGACACCUUUUGAAAGUUGUAAAAAAAGCACUCAUGAUCUUGGAAGAGCUAAUAUUUCUAUCUCCAAAGAAAAUGUGGAAACUGAUCAGAAGGACAUGAGUGAAGUAAAAAUGCUACCCAAAGUGUCUUCACAACCACCGCCAGUCCCUGCAAAAAAAAACAGAGAACGCAUUUCUAAUGGACACUGUCAUCUGCCCUCAACUCUUUCUUGUUCAGAUGUUCCGUCUUUGCCAGCAAAAAAAGUUACCCUACAGAGUUCUUCCAGUUCCCAUGAACUGACUGCGUGCAGAACAUUUCCUGAUCAGGAACCCAAAAGUCCUUCCAGCAUAAGGCCUCCUUGGUUGUCCGAUCUUCCAGAAAUAGCUAGUGUCCAGCAACAUGUGUUCAAACUAGAUCCUUCUUCAGUAAGGAAGAUAUCGUGUAAUAGAGGACUGGAUCUUGAAAUGUUGAUAGAAAAUAAGCUGCAGUCUGAAGAUAUUGAUCUUACAGAGGAGCCCUAUUCUGAUAAGCAUGGCCGUUGCGGGAUUCCUGAACCUUUGGUGCAAAGAUAUGCUGAAGACUUAGAUCACCCUGAAAAGGAUGUUGCUACAAACUUGGAUCAAGUACGAGUGAAGCAGUUGAGAAAGCAGCACCGCAUGGCGAUUCCAAGUGGUGGCCUCACUGAAAUUUGCCGAAAACCUGCAUCACCUGGAAAUAUCUCUUCCAUAACUGAUUGGCUAGUUUCUGUUGGCCUCCCAAUGUACUCAGUCUCUCUCAGAGCUGCAGGAAUCAAUGACUUAAGUAAAGUGCCUUCUCUGUCACAAACUUCACUUCAUGAGGCUGGCAUCACUGAAGAGAGGCAUAUAAGCAAGCUUUUAACAGCAGCAAGACUUCUGAACCCAGAGACAAUUUAACCCUGGAAUAUAGUAUCUUUUCUGUUGGAAAACCUAUCAUUUCUUUUAAAAGCAAUUUCAUCAUUAAUUGCCCGCGAAAAAGCUUUGGGAACAGGCAAAUCUGGUCCUGGACAAGGCUGGAGUUUCAUCCCUCUUCAUAUAAAACUUUAGUUUCAGCUGCCCACAUGGAAGUAUUUUUGCCCUCAAAGAAAAGGCACAAGCAAUAGUUUUCAUUUGCUAAGGGCUCUUAGCCUUGUUUUUGGCCAUUACAAAACAGUUUUACAUUCUUGAAAAGUCAAUAGCAAACAUCUUCAGGUUUUGGGGAAAGGGGAUAGCAAAUUGUAGCUCUCUAGAUACUUUGGUUCUAUUCAAAGGCUAAAGCGUAGCUAACCGUUAAGGAUUUUUAAUUCAAAUUUAUAUAUUCUACUGAGGGAAAAUGUAACCACAGCAAAUGUAUUAAAGAUUAGAUCUAUUCUAAUAGAGGUUCCUUUCACAUCCUUUCCAUUUCAGUAAUUUAUAUAAAAAUAUAUUAAUAAAGCUCUACCUUUCCAAUAUAGUUUCCUAGAAGGUGGAACUGGAGGUCAGAGCUGAGGAACACAUAGCUUUUGAAUUUCCCCAUAAACAGAAAAUGAGGCAUGGAUCAACAGGUGAGGGCCACAGAUUUCCAUCCGACAGUAGCUAGGCCAGAGUUCUGAAUUUUAUACCUUUUAGCUGAUCUUCAUUGCAACUUACCAAUUUUUUAAAGCUCCUUUCUUUAGAAUAAAAGUAAUUUAAAAAAAAUACUAUUUAGCAGCCAGUUUUAAUUUGCCUUAAAAUGCUUUUGAGCAGUUUACUUACCAGCCUUCAGAUUUACAAGCUAUUUCAUUGUUGCAGUUUUAAUUUACCAAUAGCUUAUUUUAAAGAUUUCCUAUAUCUCACAACAUCUCCUUGUGUAAAGUUGCUGUUUUUGAAAUUGCAGACUUUAGUUCUCAGGCUAACAAAAUGUUUAUAGCUGUUAAUGUUUGCUGGCAUUAAUAAAAGGCUGAAAGAUAUUUUGCCUUUUGUAUGUACAUAGAUAUAUAUAAAUAUGACAAAAUGCUUUUCCAUGUUAAUUGCAGUUUUGUGUAUUGUGAUGCAUUGUCGUUCGGUUUGCUGCAGCUUUGACUUGGUAUCCUGACCAUAUCAGUGGUACAUGGGUUGUUCCGUCUGCCCCAAAGAAAUCAUAACUGGCUGAAUAAGCAAAAUAUCACUCAUCAUCUAGAGAAUCAGAAAAAGAACUCCGGUGAGAUUUUGGGGGUGGCAGGAACUCUCAAGCUAUAAUUCCUGUAAGAAUAGCUAAACAUGUCUAUUAUUAGAUAUUGAAAUGAUUUACUAGAAUGGGUUGCUGGAGCAUACUGGUUUUGGGGUGUUUUU